AUGGCAGGACAAUCGCUAAAUCAAGUAUCAUCAGCUGAAGCUAUCUUGGUGGGAGCCUUGUCCUCUGGUGUUAAUGCUCCCACGUGGGUCGUGCUCCAGAUCACAUUUUUGCUACUGGCAUUCUGCUUCACCGCGAUGCUUUACCUAGCCUUUUUCUCAAGCGACUUUGUGAUCGUCGGUCACGUCCUUCUGCUCAUAACCAUCGGCGCGGUUCUAUUUGUGCUCCUCAACAGGUUCCUCGCGGAGACCGGCUUCGUCCCGGUCGAACAGCAGAUGCAGGAGAUAGGGAUCCGCAAACCAGAAGCCACAGAGAAAGACAAGAGCAAAUGA
This is a messenger RNA of Triticum turgidum subsp. durum (durum wheat), 330 nucleotides long. NCBI's taxonomy places the organism in Eukaryota, Viridiplantae, Streptophyta, Magnoliopsida, Poales, Poaceae. The record is from the annotation of a GenBank genome assembly.